Molecule: messenger RNA, 1289 nt
Organism: Solanum stenotomum
Lineage: Eukaryota; Viridiplantae; Streptophyta; Magnoliopsida; Solanales; Solanaceae
Exons: 7
Coding region: 201-1259 (352 amino acids)
Biological process (GO): transmembrane transport
Source: RefSeq, a predicted model, not a curated record
AAAACAAAGGAACACCACUUUCAAAUCAGCCUUCUUCCUUAGGGUUUAACAAAAUUCUCCAUAACAAUUUUCUCUGUUUACAAAAAAUAAAUUCAAACCCUUUAACCAAAAUCAGAUGAUUCAACUCUUUACAGUUUCUCAAUUGUAAAAUUUGUAAACCUAAACAAUAAAAAAGCAAUCUUUUUUAUUGGAUCAAGAAAAUGGAAGCAAGAGUAGGUGUAUCUGGACAUGGCGGUGGUGUAGUGGAAGGUGGUGCAAGAAAGUUUUUACAACAGCCCCAACAACACCAUCUUCAACAAAAUCAUCAUUAUCAUACACAACAGCAGCAACAACAGCCACAGCCUCAACCUCAGAUUGGUACUGUCCCACAGCUUCUUGCUGGUGGCAUUGCUGGUGCUUUCAGCAAAACUUGUACUGCUCCCCUUGCCCGUCUCACCAUUCUUUUUCAGGUUCAAGGUAUGCAUUCAGAUAUUGCAGUAUUGACCAAGCCCAGCAUAUGUCGUGAGGCAUUACGUAUUGUCAAUGAAGAAGGAUUCAGGGCUUUUUGGAAGGGGAACCUGGUCACUAUUGCUCACAGGCUUCCCUAUUCCUCAGUCAAUUUCUAUGCUUAUGAACGCUACAAGAGCAUAUUGAAAUCAAUUCCUGGUCUGGAUGGUAAAGGGCGAAAUGCAGGUGCGGAUAUUUUCGUGCACUUUGUUGGUGGUGGAUUGGCUGGAAUUACAGCAGCUGCUGCCACCUAUCCGUUGGACCUUGUCAGAACAAGAUUAGCUGCACAGAGGAAUACCAUAUACUAUCAGGGCAUCUGCCAUUCUCUUCGUACCAUUUGCAGAGAUGAAGGCUUUUUUGGGUUGUACAAAGGGCUUGGUGCUACAUUACUGGGUGUUGGACCUAGUAUAGCAAUAAGCUUUUCUGUCUAUGAGGCUUUGAGAUCUUACUGGCAGGCUCAGAGGCCCGAUGAUCCUACUAUUGCAGUCAGUCUUGCUUGUGGAAGUCUGUCAGGAAUCGCAUCUUCAACUGCAACUUUUCCUUUGGAUCUUGUGAGACGAAGAAAGCAGUUGGAAGGAGCAGGAGGACGUGCACGUGUGUACAACACUGGCAUAAUGGGGAUUUUUAAACACAUAAUCCGAACUGAAGGCUUACGUGGCUUGUACAGAGGGAUAAUGCCUGAGUACUACAAAGUAGUUCCCAGUGUGGGAAUUGUGUUCAUGACGUACGAGACACUGAAAAAGCUUCUAUCUCAAGGGCCUUUUGAUUCUUGACUUUUUCAGUAGUGCACUCUUCCAGUUUUU